This is a messenger RNA of Oncorhynchus keta (chum salmon), 2295 nucleotides long. RefSeq names its product zinc finger protein OZF-like. The coding region runs from base 309 to 1745 and encodes 478 amino acids. Gene Ontology annotation, molecular function: DNA-binding transcription activator activity, RNA polymerase II-specific; RNA polymerase II cis-regulatory region sequence-specific DNA binding. Gene Ontology annotation, cellular component: nucleus. The record is from RefSeq and is a predicted model, not a curated record. Gene Ontology annotation, biological process: regulation of transcription by RNA polymerase II. The transcript is spliced from 2 exons. Lineage: Eukaryota; Metazoa; Chordata; Actinopteri; Salmoniformes; Salmonidae.
UCAACUUUAUUUUAAAUGUUCAUGUUUUAUUUUUAUUUAGAAUCAAUACAUUUGGCGUGAAAUUGACCCCAUACAACUGACUGUUUCCCCUUCCCAUAUAAGCUUUUUGGACGAGAAAAAAAAUACAAGAAUUUGAAAGACCGAAGUCGCAUUCCGUUCCAGCAGGUGGCGAUAGUGCAAAAUGUGUUUGCCGCUGUGCUCAAAGGAACGUCCUCCUUUGUUUAACGCAUACGGUGUCUACGCUAUGUUGUUGUAAAUGUACCUGUGAUUAUCCGCUAGCAAGCUGACACAACGUUUCUCCUCUAAAAAUGUCCAAAAUAGAGUUAUUGAGAGUGUUUCUCAGCCAGAGAUUGACAAUGGCAGCUGAGGAGAUAUUUGGCGUCGUUGAAGAAACGAUAGCAGGGUACCAGGAAGAGAACAGCCGUCUGCGUAGCAUGCUCGAUGUAGUUAUUAAACCAGAUAUACUAUUACACAGAAUAGAUAUCCAACAGCCCACUCACCCUGUAUCUGAACAGGAGGUUCUCCCUGAACAGCAACACUGUGAGCAGGAGUGGAGCCCCAGGCUGGGGCAGGAAGACCCACAUUACAUACAGAUAAAAGAGGAACCGGAGGAACUUGAGUCAUCUUUGAAAAAUGACUCCAACCACCAGGACCUGACUCAGUCCUCACUUCUUUAUGAAACCCAAAGUGAAGACUAUGAAGAGACGUACUGUCUUCCCAGCACCUCGACUGCACAGAGGAACUACUCUCUACACAGCACCUUAACUGCACAGAGGAACUACUCUCUACACAGCACCUUAACUGAACAGAGCAGCUACUCUCUAACCAGCACCUCCACUGAACAGAACAUGAUACAGAUCAAACCAGAACUUAAUGCAGAAGACAAUGGAGUAUCAGAACCAUCCCGUGAGUCUCAGCCCCUCUUUACAGAAGAUACAGAGUCUUCUGCAGCUCAGAGUAAAAACAUGAAAUGUGUCAAAGGGGUAGAGAGUAGACCUCUGUCAGGUUCAAAGCCACUGAAAUCAAAGAGAUCACAGACAGUAAGAAAACAAAGUGCCUAUAUCCACUGUAAAUUUUGUGGAAUGUAUUUCUCCUACUUAGCUUCUUUAGUGAAUCAUGCAAGAAAGCAUGCACAGGACAAAGAAUGUCUAUGUGGUGUGUGUGGAAUACACUUAGAGUCCACAGAAAGCAUGUUAGAUCAUCUAGAAACCCACGUUGGAGCUAGAGUUUGUCAUGUUUGUGGUACAUUUUUCCCUGGGAGUGCUGAGCUGAAUGAUCAUAUGAAGGUUCACCCAGGGGAGAAAUCGUUUCGCUGUCCUGAUUGUGGCAAGUGUUUCAGAAAAAAUCCAGAUCUCACAGCACACAAGAGGAUUCAUACAGGGGAGAGACCGUACCGCUGCCAGUUUUGUGGCAAAGGAUUCAGUCAGAGUGGAAACCUGGCUGUACAUAUGAAGAGCCACUCUGGGGAGAAACCGCAUUGCUGCCCUGUUUGUGGGAAAUGUUUCAGCAGUAAAUCUUAUAUGAACACACACAUGAAGAUUCACACAGGGGAGAGGCCAUUUUGCUGUCGUUUAUGCGGAAAAUGUUUCAUAAGAAACCCUGAUCUGACAGUCCACAUGAGGACUCAUACAGGGGUGAAACCAUAUAAGUGCCAGUAUUGUGGCCAAGGAUUCAAACAGAAUUAUCACCGGAAACUACACAUGAAGAUCCACAUGGGAAAACCCACAUCAUUGCCAUCUUUGUGACAUGUAUUUCAGCACUAGCACCCAGUCAACCUGGCAUGAGAUUUCACAUGGAAGAGAAGACUUCACUGCAGUGACUGGCAGAGGCUUUGCAUAGACUGGAUGUUUGGGAGGACAUUUAAUGACAAUGCACAGAAUACUUUAGUGUAGAAAAUACUGACUGUAGACCUUGUUUGUGAUACAUGUUUCACUCAGCCGCUUUAUUGAGGAAAGUUUUUACAUGCAGUGACUGUUAAUAUUUGGUUGUUUUACCUGUUUUGAAUGUACUGACUGUAAGUUGCUCUGGGUAAGAGUGUCAACUAAAUGACCCAAAUGUAAAUGCAAGAAAUUAAAUUGACACAGGAGAGAAACCGUGUCAUUGUUUUAUAAAAAGCAUACAUAAGCCAAUGAUUGCUGCUAAAUGCUUAAAAUGGAUGAACUCCCCUAGAAGAUAUGAGAAGAACAUUCACAAGAGGGAGAAAACAUAAUGACAACCCUGAAAAAAAAACUCAUGACACCGUGUAGAGUCUUUCAGACAAUACAAGAAGUGCAUUAAAACAUUUUAUUCCCUAAA